Molecule: messenger RNA, 3828 nt
Organism: Callithrix jacchus (white-tufted-ear marmoset)
Lineage: Eukaryota; Metazoa; Chordata; Mammalia; Primates; Cebidae
Source: RefSeq, a predicted model, not a curated record
UCCGGAGAGGAGGGCAGGAUCUGUGGGGCCCUCCAGCCCCAGCACCUGGAAAGCUCUUCCAGCCUCAUGUCCCUCUGGGUCCCUCCAACUCCCAGACUUCUCUCCUCUGGUGAUCUCCCUCUUCUGGCCUCCUCCCUCUGACCCUCUAGAAUUUGAUGACCAGCAUCGAGCGAGCCCGUGGAUUCCUGGAGAGAAAACUCCCGACAUUCAGACAACAUUUGCCAUAGCCACAGUAUCCUACGCGCUGGCCCUCGCCAACAGCCCCCAGGCCAACGACCGCCUGGACAGCUUUGCCAGCCAAGACAAAACCCACUGGCCAGUGGAUGAGCAGAAGCUGGGCCCCCUGUACACUGUUGAGGCCACAGCCUAUGCGCUCAUGCAGAAGCUGGAGCUUGGCCAGCACAAUGAGACACACCCCAUCGCCAAGUGGCUACUAGAGAAGCGGGAGCUUGGAGGAGGCUUCGGGUCCACCCAGACCACGGUGGUGGCCCUUGAAGCUCUGACCCGCUUCCGCGAAGAUGUUCCCUUCGAGGGUGUCCAGGAUCUCCGUGUUCAGAUCAGUGCCCCCAAGAGAGCCUUGAAUGUGAAUUGGCAGAUUGAUGACAACAAUGCCUACCAGCAGUGGUCAGCAAAGUUCCUUGCCCAGGACGAUCUAGAGAUCAAAGCCAGUGGCAGCGGGAGAGGCACCAUCUCAAUCCUGACCACAUACCACAAGUCCCCAGUGCCCUGGGAAGACAACUGCAAGCUGUACCAACUGAAUGUGACUCUCCGCAGUGUUCCAGAAGAAAAUAAGGGAGAGGAGACUUUUCGGCUCCGGAUGGAAACAAGGUUCCAGGACGAUCGAGAGGCCACGAUGACCAUCAGGGAGGUCUCCCUGCUCACUGGCUUCUACACCAACCAGGAUGACCUGAAGCAGCUCACAAGUGAUGUGAAGAGGUACGCCUUUCAGUAUGAAACCAAGACAAGUCCCAGCGACAGCACUGUUGUCCUCUACCUGGAGAAAGUGAGGAAGGCGGGUGCCCUCCACCAGAGGUGUGUGAGCACCCUGGGGGCUGGAGAACCCAAGCUCUCCCAUGAGAAAAACACGGUGCUGGGCUUUCGGGUUCACAGGAUGCUGCAGGCCGAGUUCCUGCAGGCCGCCCUGAUCACCAUCUACGACUACUACGAGCCUUCCCGGAGUUGCAGCACUUUCUACAACCUGCCCACAGAGCAAUCUUCCCUGCAAAAGAUCUGCCACAAAGACGUCUGCAGAUGUGCAGAGGUGUACAAGACAAAGCUGGAAUCCGUGGAGGUCUCUGCCGCCAACCCUUACGUCUAUUACAACAUGCAGCUUGAAGACAUCAUUAAGGGUGGUAUCCUCCAAAGAGGAAUCCCAGUGUGGAGUCAUGCUGGAAGUCCACCCUGGGGGUCCCAGUGUGAGGGAGGGUCCAACCUCUGCAUGCACACACACUGGGUUUUCUCCAGGCACAGACCCUGCCACACCUCUCAGCAUGAAGAAAUUUGUCUCCCACACCACCUGCCACGACUCCCUGGGGCUGCAAGAACAGGAAUCGUACCUCAUCAUGGGCCAGACAUCAGACCUGUGGAGAAUCAAAUCUGGUUACAGCUACGUCCUGGGCAGGGAGACGUUCCUCAUGCUUUGGCCAGCAGACAGAGAUGCCACCAAGGAAGAGUUGCGGGACCAAGUGGAGGAAUUUUCAGAAUAUAUGCACACCCACGGCUGCGAGUCCUGAGCCUCUUCUGCUUUCAGGAAGGUGUCACCAGGCAGCUCUGGGCCACUGGGUUUAACCCCAAAUAAAGAGCACAGGAUGUCACACUCAAACCCUGGACACUUGUUGCUGUUUCAGCUUUCACCAGGGGCCCUGCACAACUUGCCCCGGCAUGGCGGGGGCCUGUCUCCUGUCUCCUCCUUUCUUCCUCCAUUCUAAUCACCCUGGGCUCCCUUGCAUCCUUCCAACACCCACCUCAGCAGGGAGAUGAUUCCCAGUGCUGGGCUUCUGCACCUACUAUUCCUCACCCGGGCGCACCCCUCCCCCAAAGUCGGCUCGGCUUGAACCAUUCCUUUGUGUGGGUUCUGUUUAAAUGUCACCUCUGGCCAGGCAUGGUGGCACACGCCUGUAAUCCCAGCACUUUGGGAGCCUGAGGUGGGUGGAUCACUUGAAGUCAGGCAUUCAAGACCAACAUGGUGAAACGCCAUCUCUACUAAAAAUACAAACAUUAGCUGGGCGUGGUGGCACACACUGUAAUCCUGGCUACUCGGGAGGCUGAGGAAAGAGAAUCGCUUGAACCUGGGAGGUGGAGAUUCCAGUGAGCCGAGAUUGUCCCACUGUACUCCAGCCUGGGCAACAGAGCAAGACUAAGUCUUAAAUGAAUAAAUAGGUAAAUAAAUAAGUGUAUGUCACCUCUUCAAAGACACUUUCUCGGGCAGAGUACAGUGGCUAACACCUGAAACCCCAGCACUUUGGGAGGCUGAGGCGGGAGCAUCAUUUGAGGACAGGAGUUCAACACCAGCCUGGGCAACACAGCAAGACCCCCGUGUCUACUAAAAAUAAAAAUAAAUUAGCCAUGCCUGGUGGUGCACGCCUGUAGUCCCAGCUACUUGGGAGGCUGAGGCAGGAAGAUCACUUGAGCCCAGGAGUUGAGACCAGCCUGGGCAACAUAGUGACACCCCAAUCUUUACUGUAUGUGUAUAUAUAUAUAUAUUUAACCAGUCGUGUUGGCAUAAGCCUGUAGUCCCAGCUCCUUGGGAGGCUGAGGCAGGAAGAUCACUUGAGCCCAGGAGUUGAGACCAGCCUGGGCAACAUAGUGACACCCCAAUCUUUACUGUAUGUGUAUAUAUAUAUAUAUAUUUAACCAGUCGUGUUGGCAUAAUCCUGUAGUCCCAGCUACUUGGGAGGCUGAGGCUGGAGGAUUGUUUGAGUCCCGCAGGUCAAGGCUGCAGUGAGUUACUAUCAUGCCACUGCACUCUAGCCUGGGUGACGAGCAAGAUCCUGUCUCUAGGAAAAAAAAAGGUAACUUCUUUCAUAACACACCUAAAAUAGACUCCCUCCUGUCACUCUCCCUCCUGUCACUCUCCCUCCCCUCACCCUGCUUUUUUUUUUUCAGGCAGAGUCUUGCUCUGUCACCCAGGCUGAAGUGAGGCUGGAGUGCGGUGGUGCGAUCUUGGCUCACUGCAACCUCCGCCUCCCCAGUUCAAGUGAUUCUCCUGCCUCGGCCUCUCAAGUAGCUGGGACUACAGGGGUACACCACCAUGCCCAGCUAAUUUUUUUUUGAGAUGGAAUCUCACUCUGUCGCCCAGGCUGGAGUGCAGUGAUGCAAUCUCGGCUCCUUGCAACCUCCACCUCCUGGGUUUAAGUGACUCUUCUCUCUCAGCCUCCUGAGUAGCUUGGAUUACAGGCACCUGCCACCACGCCCAGCUACUUUUUGUGUAUUUUUAGUAGAGAUGGGGUUUUGCCAUGUUGGCCAGGCUGGUCUCAAACUCCUGACCUCAGGUGAUCCGCCCACCUCGGCCUCCCAAAGUGCUGGGAUUACAGGCAUGAGUCACUGCACCAAGACUAGAUUCUUUAUCUGUGUUCUGGCUGUCUGUUUCCCCUCCUAGGCUGGGAGCUCCAGGAGAGCAGGGAUGCUGCCUGUCUUAGCCACAGUUAGAAUCACAGACACUCAGGGCCUAGCACAUAAUAGCUGCCCAUUUUGCUCAACGAAUGGUUGAAGAAGUAAAAGAGAGAGUGAGAAAGAAGAAAGGGAGGGAAGGAAGGAAAGAUAAAAGGAUGGAGGGAGAGAGAGGUGGGAGGAGGGAAGGAGGAAGGAAGGGAAGGAAAAAAGGAAGGA